Messenger RNA from Pungitius pungitius (ninespine stickleback), 6581 nucleotides. RefSeq names its product nuclear factor I/Xb (gene nfixb). The record is from RefSeq and is a predicted model, not a curated record. The annotation marks the transcript as partial. Gene Ontology annotation, cellular component: nucleus. Lineage: Eukaryota; Metazoa; Chordata; Actinopteri; Perciformes; Gasterosteidae. Gene Ontology annotation, biological process: regulation of transcription by RNA polymerase II. The transcript is spliced from 11 exons. Gene Ontology annotation, molecular function: DNA-binding transcription factor activity, RNA polymerase II-specific; RNA polymerase II cis-regulatory region sequence-specific DNA binding.
AACAUCUCUCUCUCUCUCUCUGUGUGUCUUUCAGAACAAUCAGGACAAUCAGACAACUCUAACCAGCAAGGAGACACAGACGUCAAGCCCCCGCCAAAUGGCCACUUGAGUUUCCAGGACUGCUUUGUGACUUCUGGGGUUUGGAACGUAGCUGAGCUGGUCAGAGUGUCGCAGACCCCGGUGGCCACGGCAACCGGCCCCAACUUCUCCCUGGCUGACCUGGACAGCCCCGGCUACUACAACAUCAACCAGGUGACCCUGGGACGGCGCUCCAUCACCUCCACCCCCUCCACGAGGACUGAAAUGGAGCUCUAUGCGAGUCUCCCACGGAGCUCCAACAAGCGCAAGUCCAUUGACGACAGCGAGAUGGACAGCCCGGUGGACGAUGUCUUCUACUCGGGCCGCUCCCCGGCGGCCGGCAGCAGCUCCCAGUCCAGCGGUUGGCCCAACGACGUGGAUGCAGUGCAACACCAUUUGGCCAGUGUGCAGGAGAGGAAGAUUAAGCAUGAGAGCGAUGGAGUGCAGUUUCCUUACCAUGGACUCUCGUCGCCUGGCUCUCUUAAGAAGUCGGGGAAAUACGAUUUCAGCGCCCUGUCCUCCCAGACGAGGCCCCCCCGCAUGGCGUUCACCCACCACCCACUGCCAAUGCUGGCGGGAGUGAGACCAGGGAGUCCCCGGGCCUCAGCCUCGGCCUUGCACUUCCCGUCUCCCUCCAUCAUCCAGCAGUCUAGCCCCUACUUCACCCACCCGACCAUCCGCUACCACCACCACCCCGGACAGGACCCCCUGAAGGAAUUUGUGCAGUUCGUCUGCGCCGAUGGCUCGGGGCAGGCCUCCGGACAGCCAAACGGGAGCGGCCAGAGCAAAAUGCCAGGCUCCUUCUUGCUGCCUCCACCUCCCCCAGUGGCCCGCCCAGUGCCCCUCCCUAUGCCCGACUCUAAACCCAACAGCACGCCCCCUGACGGCGGACUCUCCUCGCCCACAUCUUCGUCAUACUCCACGCCAGGCGCCACAGCUCCCAACAGGUUUGUCGGCAUCGGAUCACGGGACAACAACUUUCUGAACAUCCCGCAGCAGACGCAGUCUUGGUUCCUCUGACAAGAUCUGUGCACAGACCAGCAACUACGAUUCUUUCGUUACAAGCGGAAAUAGAAAAAGCAGAGAAACAACAGUUGUCCUCCACCCGACGACCGCCCCAACCCCAGAGCUAUCACAGGAACACCCCCCCCCCCCCCCCCCCCCCCCCCCCCCACCCUCUCCACCCCCAGAACGUCUCACCUGACACAAAAAACACAACCAAGCAGCGCAGGAAAAACCACAGCAGCACGACGCUUUGUUUAGAGGAACUCUGGACUACUUUAUCCUGUUGGCAGUGAAGACUGAAGAAGGGUCAAAGGGGGAAAACGGCAGCCAGCAGCUCUCCCCUUUUAAAGAAAUUCAAUAGAAUCACAGAGAGAGGUCAGCACCUCCCAGCACACGUUGUGUAGAUGAGUGGCUCGCAAAAUGGAAAGCAAACACAACAAAUGUGUCUCUUACACAACAUUCGAGCUCGGCACCAAAGGCCUCGACCGAAGCAAACGCGCCAUUUGGUUUCCAGCAGCAGCUGCAAGUCCGCCUUGAAUUGAAUUGAUCAACGUUCCCUCUCCGCGUGGAAGACAAAAAGUCCCUUUUUUUAGCCAUAACAAAACGUAUCGUGAUGGAGGGUUGCACUGGGAGCUUGAUUCUAUUAACACUAAUCUCAACGAUGUGCACUAUUUACCGACAGAGCGUGGUAGGGGAACCUCGUGUCUAUCAGCUCCGCGUGACCCCCCCCCCCCCCUCGCCCCCACCACCUUGUUCAGUUUGAAUCAUUUGACCUGAUUUGAGCUCCUUCUCACAACCCCCCCCCCCCCCAAACGCAUGCGACGCACACACACACACACACUUGCACAAUCUGCGCCACGACCACAGCGCAUAUUUCCUAAACGACAACACACACAAAGACACACCCGUUUGGAUUGUCGUAGCCCGAAGGUGUUGGUGUUGGGUCACACAAUCAGCCCCGUGAGCUCACUCUACCUGAUUAGAAACGUCCCAAUGUGAGCACAUCGCUAAUGGCCGUUAACUGGCGGCUUCAGACAGCAGCUAUUGGCCCCCCCACCCCCCCCCCUUUGCCCUCUUGUGAUAUGUAGAUGAUUGAUUUUGUUAUCUCUUGUGUGUUCUCUUAUUUGAAUUUAUUCCUUUUUUGGAUUUGUACUAUUUUAUAAUUGUUUGUUUUUGAAUGACAGCACCUUAUAGAGAAACACAUUGGGAUUUUGAAGCGGUGUAGACAGGGUGGUCAGCUGACCUGGACCAAGUGGUACAUGCCAAAACGUAGAGACGCGGUUUUGACCUUUUGGGGAAUUGGCUCUUUGCUUUGCUAUUUUUUCCUUUUGCCGACAGUUGGACGAGAUGAUCGGUACCUCUCGACAUGUGAAGCGUCUGCGAGCUGCAGCUUAGCUUUAGCUUAGCUUUAGCUGGGCACAAAGGAUCCAAACCCUUCGCUUCGGUACCAACCGGACUGGAGGGUCUGUUCCUCAGAACCAUCUGAGAAGAAGACGUCUUUGGACGCUGACUGGGGAGGCGAUUGGAUGAACAAACCCAUUGCAGUCAUUGUGCUAAGCUAAGCUAGGCUAAGCUAAGCUAGGUUUCUAGCAAUACUUGCGAGCGGUAUCGAUCUUCUCGUCAAACAGUCGGCAAAAGAAAGCAAAGAGACAAAGAGAGAAGUGGGUUUUCCCUCAGUGUCAAACUGGUUCUUCCCUUCUCAGAGCCCCGUUAACCAAUUUGCCACCUACUGUACCCGGAGGCCCACACCGUGCAGGGCCCUGACAAUCACAGGAAGGCCGACCUGCUGAACCCCACAGGUCAACAGCACCAGCCCACUACUUCGCCCCCCCGGUGGUGAUGGGCGAUCAAUUACAUUAUUGGUUUUUUUAAAAGGCCGAUGCAAGGAAGGGGAAGGUUGCUGGAGACGGGACCCCGAGUCUCCCUAAAGUUUACCCUGUUGUUUACACUCCCAGACGGGCCGCUGCUCCAAGAGCAGAGGGGGCCACACUGUGGAGCAAAAUGAAUAUGUGACAUAUCUGUUAGCCCAGCGGGGGGGGGGGGGGAGGACCAUCACCCUGUGCCCCGAUUUGUGCUAGGAUCAGGAUAUUGGUUGCUACGGUAAUGCCCCCAACACACGCACUCACUCACACACCAGCGCCCCCCCCCCCCCCCCAAACCCCCUUUACUAUUUGUGAAUCAAUGAGCCAUUGAUGAUCAAAAUCUGCACUAAAACAAUCGUACCAGCCGAACCGAUUGAGCGCCACUCGAGUGGUUUUUUUCUUCUCAAAUCAGUGGGUGUUUCACAGGGCUGUGAUCCCACUGGCAGAGCACCGAUCGCCACAUCGUAAACUCACCGACCACUAUUACGCCCCCCCCCCAACCCCUCCUCCCACCCCCACUGAAUUCAAUUCAAAGGGAAGUCUUAAAAACAAGAAAACAGACGAUCUGAGGAAACCUUUAUGGGUUUUUUUUUUUUUUUUUUACACCAUCAUCCCGCACGUGUUCCCUCCGAUUCUCCCCCGCCAAAAGUCACACACCCGCCCAUCCGACCUCUCAAAAUAACUGGACUGCCUGGCCACGUUCACUUCGCUGCAGGGAAACACGACGUAGUUGACCGACCGACGGCUUCGUAGAGAGAACCAGCUCCGCCGAGUGGGGGCGUCGACGGGGGCCCAAGCGAUUGCUUUUUCUAAAUCUAUGGAAGUGCCUCUGUAUUCCCAUUAUGCAAUUUGUCAAACAUGAAUUCAGGUUCCUUUUUUUUUUCUCACGGAUAAGCUAUAGCGAAAUGGUGAAAAGAAAAAACACAUUUAUGUCAGGAGAGGGAGGGAAAGAAGAGGAAAUAAGGAAAAGGCGACAGCUCACUAGAUAAUCGCAAGCAUCUUUAUAUAUAAUACACAUAUAUAUUUAUAGAUAUAUACACUUUUGUUUAGUUUUUUCAUUUGCAAGAUAAGCUCCGUGGCAGUCUAGUUAUUUUUUGAAGCAUGGCGUACGGGGCGCAGUUCAAAGGAUGCAUCUGAGUAGCAGUCUCUAAGCCCACUGGGAAAGAUCCAGAGACACUGAGGAUGGCGCCGGCGAGGUUAACCACGAGAAAACACGGGGUCCGGGUGUCUUCUUUCUUGUUUUGAUGGGAAGUAUUGUUCGUGAAACUAAAUGAUGUAUGUCGAUUGAGCCAUGUGCAAUGCCUUGGUAGAGGAAUUGUGUUUGUUUGUUAGCGAUUGUUUUGAGGGGUGUCACGAGAAAAGAGGGGAAACCCCUCCAAGGUUGUUGUUGUUUUGUUGUUGUUUUGAAAGUCCACGUGCCCCCGGGACUCUAAACACGAGGGCGGCGAGAAAAAUACCCCCCCCCCUCUUUGUAAGUAAGUUUGGGGAAACCGUUUUUUUAAUUUGCUUUUUGUUGUUGUUGUUGUUGUUGUUUUUUUCUUCUUCCUCCAUUUAUCAGUUUUUCUUUUUUUUUUAAAGGAAAGAAAAAUCAAUUUUCAUUGAUUUUUUUUUUGUUUUCUAAAUGUGGGAGGGCUGAAGGAACCAUUUGCAGCUCGUAAAAAUAUAUAUCAGUAUGAAAACCUGGUGCUCUCGUAAAGAAUAAAGUACAUUCAAUCUCUAUUAUACAUAAAUGGUAAUAAUCAAAAAAAUUAAGUGUUAUCAUAAAAUUUUAGGAAACCAUGCAUUAUUCUAUUUCUCUUUUCUUUUCUUUUUUUUUACCGAUGGGGGGGGGGAGAAACGUUCUGAAAGAGGUUGUUGUGACAAAAUGCUCCACCGCCCCCCCCCCCCCCCCAUACACACCUUUACACCCAAGCGGAGCAGUCGUAGCGACAGCAGCUCGACGGCUUGCGGUCCCCCCCCCCCCCCCCCGGAGAAUCUCCCACUGUAAAUGACUAUAAAUAUGUUUGGUGACGUAGUGUUAUAGACUCAGAGCAUCUUAAAGGUUGUCCCUAAAAAGUGCCUUUUGUUCACAGAUUCCAUCUCGUAAUCCUGAGUGCCCAUCGAGAAAGAAACAAAAAAAAGAACAAAAAAAAAAAAACCACAUAAAAGACGCCGCCCCCCCCCUCACCCCCCCCCUCCUUCAUACUUCUAUAUCUUUCGCCUCCUCUUCUUGGAGCUUUUACAAGCAGUAUACAUAGUACUAAAGGACAUUGGUGUGAUUUAGUUCCUCUUUUAUUGUUGAAUAAUUAAGAAAAGCAUAAAAAAAAGAAAAAAAAGCAACAAAAGAUAAAAAAUAUAUAUUUUCUGUCUUGCUUCUCUUCCUCCGUAUCUUGUCUUCUGUCUAUCUCGGACACUGGAGUAGUCUGUAGCGGCGUAACACCCCCCCCCCCCUCCUUCCUUCCUUUUCUCCCAUUUCCUGAACGGUGGGGCUGAAAAAAAAAAAAUGACUACGCAGAGAUUUUAUUUUUUCUUGUCUGAGCAGAAUGCAGUUAGCUCACAUGUUACUCUGUACGCUUUCACAUUGUAUCACCAUACCCAUCUUCUUCAGCUUCUCCAUUCAACAGCUAAUGUAAGUGAACAAGUUGCACCACGGGGCUCUGGGCCUCCCCCCCCCCCCCCCCCCCCGCUGGGGACAGGCAAGAAAUAGCUCCCACCCACCGGCCUCCCUGAGGAGGGAGGGGGGGGAGCACUCAUGGGAGACUUUGGGGUUUCGGGCCGUAAGAAAGACGUCCAGUUUGAUCGCUAGUUUAGGCAAGUUUGUUCCUAAUGCUUGUUUCUAUCUAUUUAUUUUUUUAUAUUUCAAUUUGGAUUUGGAUUCCUUUUUUUUCAUCAUUGUUACUGCGUUGAGACCUUCAGUUAUGCACCUUUCUAGUGGUUGAAUGCGACCAGCUAUUUUUAUCUAUUUCAUUUUUUUAAGGACUUGAAGCACCUUAUUAAGCGGCACCGGUUCCACAGCCGAGGACUGAAAAGGCCCAAAAUGUAACCCGAUCGCACACCGACCCGCCGCCAUCCUUCAACCAACGGGGGGGAGGGGGGGGGGGGAUUUUCACCAGCAAAAUCAAGUGGUUUACACAUUUAGAAACACAGACAUGGGAUACAUGCAACUAUUUGUUCGUUUUACUUCAAUCACACACAUGAAGCCAGCAGCAGUAUUAUCGAUCAAGCCUUUCUACCAGUAAGAGCCCACAGCUUGAGAAGCCAUAGUAGAGACCAACGGGCUGCCCCCCCCCCCCCCCCCCCCCCGCCUUAGAGUCCAGUCAAACCUUGUUGUCGAACCGUCCGCCGUUUCAUUUUUAAAUUUUUUGUAUUCUUUUUUUCUUUGUUGUUAACACGUAUUAUAGGAUGCCGGGCCGUGUUUAGCGUAGACUGAGGCCCCUCCCCCCGGCCGGCCUAGCCCCCCCUCCCACCACGAGUGCUGCUCCUCCUCCAUCAGGACCCCUACACCCCCUCCCACCCCCCCCCCCCCCCCCCCAGAGCCCAUGGUGAAAUGCAUGUGUUAAUUACAGUUUCUUUUCCAUAAUAAUAAUAAAGAGAAAAAAACAGUAUGAAAAGAUCACCACCUUGACUUGAUUGAAUAAAAGGAUGUUCUUGGCUGUA